ACCACAAGCAAACUGCAAUCUCCAAUUUAGAAGAGUACCUGUACCUCAGCGAGGAGGUUUUUUUCCCCCACUUGGUUGUUAACACCAGCUGUAUUUUUGUCUGUCUAGGUUCAAACUUAUUUUUUCAAGACUAGCGGGGGGAAUAUAAACAAACCACAAGGACUGGUCGAAGAAUCAUUUUGGGCUGGGGUCAUGGCUUCCAACAGCAUAUUUGACUCGUUUGCAACUUAUUCGCCAACCUUCCUCCGUGACCCCAGCACCAGCCGGCGCUUCACACCUCCCUCCACGGCCUUCCCCUGCGGUAAGAUGGGAGAGAACAGCGGGGCGCUGAGCUCGCCGGCGCCCGGCUCCAGAAGUCGGCCAGAGGUGCGCUCGAUGGUGGACGUGCUGGCGGACCACGCGGGCGAGCUGGUGCGCACAGACAGCCCCAACUUCUUGUGCUCGGUGCUGCCUUCGCACUGGAGGUGCAACAAGACCCUGCCGGUGGCCUUCAAGGUGGUAGCCCUUGGAGAUGUACCUGAUGGGACUGUAGUCACAGUCAUGGCUGGAAACGAUGAGAAUUAUUCUGCAGAGCUCAGAAACGCCUCCGCAGUCAUGAAAAAUCAAGUGGCAAGGUUUAAUGACCUCAGAUUUGUUGGGCGAAGUGGCAGAGGAAAAAGCUUUACAUUGACAAUCACAGUGUUCACAAACCCCACACAAGUCGCUACCUAUCACCGAGCCAUUAAAGUGACUGUGGAUGGACCCCGGGAACCAAGAAGGCACAGACAAAAGCUAGAAGACCAAGCCAAGCCCUACACAGACCGCUAUAGCGAACUGGAACGUCUGCGCCAGUCUAUGAGAGUUACCCCAACAACUCCCAAUCCCCGAGGAUCCCUGACCGCCCCAGGCCACUUUGGGUCACAGACUCAGACUCCAAUACAAGGCACGUCGGAUCUGAGCCCCUUCUCUGACCCACGUCAGUUUGAUCGCUCCUUUCCCACGCUGCCGGCCCUCACCGAGACCAGGUUUUCCGACCCCCGGAUGCAUUACCCCGGCGCGAUGUCAGCGGCCUUCCCUUACACCGCCACGCCCUCAGCCACAGGAAUCAGUGGCCUCAGCAUGACCAGCAUGCCCACCACGACCCGCUUCCACCACACCUACCUUCCACCACCCUACCCUGGCUCCACCCAGAACCAAAGUGGACCCUUCCAAACCAACCCCUCCCCUUACCAUUUGUACUACGGUACGUCGUCCGGAUCAUACCAGUUCUCCAUGGUGGCCGGGGGGGAGCGCUCGCCCACGAGGAUGCUGUCCUCCUGCACAAGCGCCUCGGCGGGCAACAACUUAAUGAAUCCCAACCUUGCCAAUCAGAAUGAUGGAGUGGAUGCGGAUGGUAGUCACAGUAACUCGCCUACAGCCAUGACGACCACCGGGAGGAUGGAUGAGUCUGUCUGGAGACCCUACUAGAAAGGACUCAAGGAGGCACGUGUAACUUGAACCGAAUAAAAUGCCCACCAGUGUGUUACUCUUGUCAAUCGCGAAUAGAGCAAAAUGAGGCCUAGCAUGGGAGGCCUCCCAAUGUGAAGGCAAGUCAGGAUCCUUCCUUCAUCAAUAUAGGUAAUUGGCAAGCAAAGACGGACCAGAGCUGUAUACAGUUCAAGACACGCGUUGACAAGGCUUGACUUGGUUACUCAGUAAGGUCCCUUUGGUCUCUCUGAAAUGGGUGGAUUGUAUAUAGGAGUGUGUGGAAUCAGAUGUUUGUUAAUUGCGCAGCUAUGGCUAUGUUCGAAAUGCCGAUCAAUCAUCUCGCUCUUAACCAAAAAAACCCUGCCCUCCUGCAGAAUCAUAGGUGUUAGAGAAAAUUUUACAAAGCCCCCAGAAAUCAGCCAGUCCAUCUCUCUGCAAAUACAAAAAGAAUGAACUAAGACGCCUUAGCCACUCGCCCCUUCCAGAAAAGGACCUUUAACCACCAAAUGAACUCAGUAAGGAUACCAGAGCUGCCCGCAUCAGCUGAGACGCGAGUCUUGUUUACAGCAAAACAGAUGUGACUGGCUCUCGCUGACGCAAUUAAGGCUCUGAAGAACAUUGCUAGCAAGUGAGCAGGUAUCAGCCAUGUGAACAAGUGCUGUGAUAUGAUUUGGAACGUGGUUGUAUUGUGAGUUUUGUUUUGUUUUGUUUUUAACAGUAACAUGGCUGAUCUCAUGCUUGACGACCUCCCCAAUCCCCUUCCCAUAUGUUUACAUGAGAUGUAAUUUUUUACACAAUGUGUUUUCCUUUUGUCCUGACAUGGACGUUAAGUUCUUGCUACUUCUAGUUAGUCUCAAUGGUUGCGUCCGAGACGAAGAAUGCGUUUGGGACAAUCCAGUGUGUGAGGUGCACUUACAAACAUGUUUGCUGCAAAGAGGACUCGGAAGCCUUUGGAAUCGUACGAAAUCCAGGAUAGUGGCUUCUCCUCUCUCAUCUCCAAGUGGCACACAGGCAGCUGUGGCAACACUUAGUAUUUAUUUUAUGGUUCUCUUCCAUUUUUACACCCAGAGUGGCUCAACACACCAGGCAUCUGUGCUUAAAGAAAGGAGAUUGUCAGCUGAUUCUUAAAGGACUGACUGAGAUUUGAAUGACCCCUCCAUUUUAAAUAAAAUGUAACUCCCUGGUUUUUUGGGUUUUUUUUAGACAAAUGAAAUCAUAAUCUAUACCACCUCUCAUCUCAAAGUGCUUAGCAUAAUUAUUCUUCAUAUCACAGCCCCUGCAGUGAUUUAGGACACUAUUAUUAUCCCCAUUUUACAGACAGGUAAACUGAGGUAGAAGGAUUUGUCUGAGGCCACGUUCAGUGGCACUAUUGACCCACGCAUACCACCGAUACCGGAGCAGCAGCUAGAGGCCUCAGCUGAGAUUACGGCCCAUUGUGCUGGGUGCUGCACAGACACAUAGUGACCAUCCUCCACUGUGACCUUACAACUGAAAUAGACAAAGCGCAAGGAAGUAAAUGAGACAUCACACAGUAGCUCUGUGGCAGAGUCUGGGCUAGAACCCAGCAUUCCUGGGAUCUCCCUGGACCAUACUGCCCCUCCACAUUGCUAGCUGACAAAAGUUAGCUCCCUGGGCUUCAAACAGGAACUAGGGCCUGAUCCUAACAUAACCUUACUCGCACUAAUUGUGCCAUUGAAGACAAUGAGACGACUCCUGUGAAUAAAGUACGGUUGCCUGUAUAACAGUUUGCCCCUUCAGCCUGCAAGUGGGUUGGAAGAGCUGCUACACUAGAUAACUGAACGUAACGCCCCAGUGGCAGGGUGGGUGGGACCAGAACCCAGGACUCGUGUGUUGCAAAUAGCUAUUUUAAAGAGGGGGUCCUGCUCCCGUGUUGCAGGGAAACAUGUACACCCAUGCAAAAUGGAUACAAAAUGCUACUGAACCAGACUGGAAGCAUUUUCCCUCCACUUUGCACAUAGCGACGGGCGAUUGAGAGUCAAGGCCUAGAAUUCGAUUCCCAGUCUUGUUAAAUAGGAUGGCCCCGUGGGAGUUGGGUGCAUCAGUCAGUAUCUUUUAGGAUCUGAACUAGAGGUCUCCUGUAGUUGUGUAGCCACUUCAGAUGAGACGCGUUAAUAAUAAUGCUGAAGCUUAGUUCUAAGUUUAUCAUAACUCUGUGAGUAUUAACAAAGCAUGUGGCUGGAAGCAAGCAUCUGUCUGGCAGGGUGAUGUAGGCCCAGAGCUGCCUCUUUUUUCCCCUUAACCAAUUAUGAAACUGCUACUACUCAGUGGGGGGGGGGGGAUAAAGUUAUCAUGAGAAUUAUUUAGCAUCUGGUUGCUUAUGUUUGAGUGAGUUAAGGUUGAAUUUCAUUGAGCCCUUGAGCUAGGGUGACCGGACAGCAAGUGUGAAAAAUCGGGACAGGGGAUGGGGAGUAAUAGGAGCCUAUA
This is a messenger RNA of Chelonoidis abingdonii (Abingdon island giant tortoise), 3891 nucleotides long. RefSeq names its product RUNX family transcription factor 3 (gene RUNX3). Gene Ontology annotation, cellular component: nucleus. Gene Ontology annotation, molecular function: ATP binding; RNA polymerase II cis-regulatory region sequence-specific DNA binding; DNA-binding transcription factor activity, RNA polymerase II-specific. Lineage: Eukaryota; Metazoa; Chordata; Testudines; Testudinidae. Gene Ontology annotation, biological process: regulation of cell differentiation; hemopoiesis; ossification. The record is from RefSeq and is a predicted model, not a curated record.